UAAUAAACACCAUAUCUCAUUCAUAUGGAUCAAAUACUUAUCUUACUAUAUCUCCAUUCUUGCUAAAAUGGGGCAAAACAGAAUCCAAGAGAAUAAACAAAGGCUAAAAAAACUCUAGAGGAGACUUCAACUAUCAGGAAAAGUCUGCAAUCCAAAAGAAUGAUAAUUGCUUUUCUUGAAUAUACUUAACACCAUUCCCUCUGGGAGGGACAAGGAAUAACUGCAAGUAUACCUUUAGAAAGAGAUAUUCUUGCAAUCUGCAAUGUCUUCCUUCCCAAAACUUGGCUGACUGCUUUUGAGAUUAUGAAACAAAGAACUUCAAAAAGAUGGCUUUUUGCCCAGAUGGGUUUUCAAGGGGGAAUGAUGGGCAUGUUCAAAACAGCCACUUCUCAAUUAAGGCUCAUUAUCAAAUUACCAAUUGUGUUUAUGUGUGGGGAAGAAGAAGAUGAAGAAGAAGAAUAUGCCUUGUUUCUGAAUGGAGUUGUGUGUAAAGAAGGCAUUUCCUAUGCUUCACAACUUCCUUGUAUAGAGAUACAUAUAAACUUCAGAAACAAUUUCAAAAAUUUGAAAGGCAUCAAAAUCAAACACUGUUCAUUGUGAAACUCUGUUGAGAAAAUUAUAAGUCUAGAGAAUUCAGCACAUGGAAACUUUGAUUAGUCAAAGAAGAGUGAGUUUUUCGGAUUCAGGACAACAUAAAAAGGAUGCUUCCAUCAAACGUAGAGAUGGAAUUCCACAGAAAAAAACAAGAUCCUUCAAAGAGGAUAAAAAGGAAUCCAAGAAGUUAAAAUGGUAUUUUUCAAACCAAAUGAAUGAGGAUUAUGAUUCAAGUGAUAUAGAGCUUGCCACUGCAGUAGCAUCAGCUGCAUUUGCAAUUCGCUCUCAAGAAGAAACAGAUUUACAAUAUCAGAAAAAGAAGAGGGAAAGCCUGGAAGCCUCAAUAUCAAAAGUUAAAAGCAGAAAAGAUAACACACCUGCAUUCGCUCCCAGCAUAACAAAGCGAUUGUCUAACAAGGAAACCACCAAUCCUGGUCAAUCUUCAAUAAAGAAGCCAAUGGAACAGGAAAAGAAGGAAUCAAUGACUGGAAUUCCCAUACCGCCACCGAGACGAAGCCUUGUACCAACUAGAGCAGAUGUGUGGGAAAGAAAUAAGAUGGAGAAGAUUAAUAAAAGGUAUCAUAAGAUAAAAGCUUCAAUUCUUGUCUGGGAGAAUGAGAGAAAAAUGCGUGCGAAACUUCAUAUGGAAAAGAAAAAGGUUGAAUUGGAGCACAAAAAGGCAUUGUUUCUGCAAUAUUACCAGGACAACAUAGCACGAAUUGACCAGAUUGCGGGGGGAGCAAGAGCACAGCUGGAAGAGAAGAGAAAAAGGGAAGAGAAUAAAGCAAGAGAAACAGCAAACAGAAUCAGAUCAACUGGACGACUUCCUGUGACUUGUUUCUGUCUCCAGUAUCACUAAGAAUGAGAUUUGGCCUUGUGAACACAGAAACAUGAAAUCAAACAACUCCUAUUUACUUA
This is a messenger RNA of Benincasa hispida (wax gourd), 1512 nucleotides long. RefSeq lists its product as uncharacterized. Lineage: Eukaryota; Viridiplantae; Streptophyta; Magnoliopsida; Cucurbitales; Cucurbitaceae. The record is from RefSeq and is a predicted model, not a curated record.